Molecule: messenger RNA, 2618 nt
Organism: Cynocephalus volans (Philippine flying lemur)
Lineage: Eukaryota; Metazoa; Chordata; Mammalia; Dermoptera; Cynocephalidae
Gene: PPP1R14C
Product: protein phosphatase 1 regulatory inhibitor subunit 14C
Exons: 4
Coding region: 603-1109 (168 amino acids)
Biological process (GO): regulation of phosphorylation
Cellular component (GO): cytoplasm
Molecular function (GO): protein serine/threonine phosphatase inhibitor activity
Source: RefSeq, a predicted model, not a curated record
UCUUCCCCGCCAGCCGAGGAGACAGUGGGGCGAGGAGCCUGCGGCGCGGGCCCUGCCCACGUCCCCUUCGCGACGGUCCCCUGCCCGGCAGCGCGGGGCGGAGGCCGCGGGAGGCGGCGGGUUUCGUGAGCUCCGGGACCGCCGGAGAAGCGCAGCUCCCCGUCUCCGAGAGGAAAGGACACGGACAGCCACCCGCGCAGAGGACCAUCCCCUGGCGCCCAGACCCACGCCAGUGCCCUCCGUUGGGUGCACGGAGGCGACCGCCGUGUCCAGCGCACACGUUCCACGCCCCGGGCCCUCUGGGCUGCAGGAGCCAGAUCCCGCCUGCCCCGGCUGGACUUGGAGGGUCCUCGGCGGCGUCUUUAAGGCUGCGCUCCCCGCCCCUCCCGCCUCCCCGCGCGUCCCCGCCCGCUCCCGCCCGCUGUCCCCGCUCGCGGCUCCUCCGCGCUUCCGCCAAGCGGGGCGGCCGGGCGUGCGCUGCGCGCGGAGCAGGUGCGGGCGAGCCCCUCGCAUGCGGCUGCCCGGCCCGAGGUGGUAGCGGCGCCGGGCGCGCUCCGCCCGCCCCUCCUCCGGGCCGCACUCGGGCUCCGGCGCGCGAGGACAUGUCGGUGGUGACUGGCAGCAGCGAGGCGACCGGCGGGGCCGGCGGCGGCGGCGCGCGGGUUUUCUUCCAGAGCCCCCGGGGCGGCGGCGGCAGCAACCCGGGCUCCAGCAGCGGCUCGGGCUCCUCCCGGGAGGACUCCGCGCCUGUGGCCACGGCGGCCGCUGCCGGGCAGGUGCAGCAGCAGCAGCAGCAGCAGCAGCGGCGUCACCAGCAGGGAAAAGUGACGGUGAAAUACGAUCGCAAGGAGCUUCGGAAGCGACUCGUGCUGGAGGAGUGGAUCGUGGAGCAGCUGAGUCAGCUGUACGGCUGCGAGGAAGAAGAAAUGCCAGAUGUAGAAAUUGACAUUGACGAUCUUCUUGAUGCAGACAGUGAAGAAGAGAGAGCUUUAAAACUGCAGGAAGCUCUUGUAGACUGCUACAAACCAACAGAGGAAUUCAUAAGAGAGCUGCUCUCUCGGAUAAGAGGCAUGAGGAAACUGAGUCCUCCGCAGAAGAAGAGCAUAUGAUUCUGGAACAGGAUGGAACUCUCCCGGAGACGAAGAAUGGGUCCUGGGAUUUGGACUUCAUGAAGAAUUUUAUUAAAAAGUAGUUGUCCUUAUGAACAACUUUUUUUUGUUUGUUUGUUUUUGUUUUUGGUGUUGGGGGAAUCUAUUAGACAUUUAUUCAACAGCGUUUUGUUGUUGUUUUUAAAGGUUUUUGUUAGUGUAAUAUUUUAAUAGCAAAGAUAUCACGACUCUGGUUACAGCCCAACCAAGGAUUAUCAAAGCAGGUGGACACCCAAGGAGGGGCUGGGCCAGGCAGUGUUUUUCACAAGGUCCUGGGUGGUUAGGACCUUACCAUACAGGGAAGAUGGUUUUCUUACAACUAGUUUGGUAAUAGUUUUUUCUUAAGUUGUACAUUUGACUCAGAUGUCAAAUUUCUUGUACUUGUAUAUAUCUACACACAACUAAGUUAAAAUGCAGAUAUGAGUUUUAUUUCACAUUGAUGGAAUAAACUUGUGGUCGUCCUUUAGUUGGAGGUCACAGCACGUGUGUUCUCAAAAGGCCACCAGGCAUUCUUCACAUGAGUGCUGCUGACUUUCAAAUUCACGUUAUGCACCAAAGUGAAAGAAUUCAGUGUAUCCGUUAUUUUAAUGAGCUACACUACAAAAAUGUUGAGUUGGUCAAGGGCUUAAUUUAUGGACUUUAUAUUACUUCCUUGGUUGGGAUGCUUUGCCAGGUCAUGUAUUUAUUGCCUCAUUUGUGGUCAUUUAAAGUUUUAUGAACCCUUAAUUUGAAGAAUUAACCUGAUUUCCAGAGAAAUGCUCAUGCUAUCUGAGUUGUGUUUUGCCAUGAAAAAAGGAAGCACCGUGCAGCAAUGAAUUCUCUGCUUUCAACCAAAUACUGUGUAUUAUUCUCUCUCCAUGAAAGCAGGUCAAAAGGAAGUUAGCAGAUUGGAUGGCUUCCUCCUUAGAAGUAGAUUCUGGUCCCUUCUGUGCCUGGGUAGCACCAGUGUAAACAGAGCAUUGAGUAAGUUUAGAGGAGAGAAAGCCUCACCUUCUUUCAAGACAGUUGAUGUAGGAGCAUUUGCUGGUUUGGAAAGGUGGAGAUUGCAUUUCUGGCUUCUCUCAGUGUCUUAUGGUGAGUUCUGGGAGCUCCUGGCCCUAUGAUACAUGCCGAUCCCUGUGGUUAGAGCUAGGCCUGGGCAGCUGUCCUGUCCCUCGCGGAUACAUGCCAGGACUUUGGAGAAGGAUAAAAAUUCAGAUGGGAAGCGAGCAGGGUAAGAGUAAGAGUAGAAACUUCCUGCCCUCCAGGAGGCCCCUACUGCCUCCCCACAGAAACCCCACCCUACCAUAAGACGUCUCCAGGUGGCCCUGUCCGAGGACAGGGGUUAGGCAUUUUAUAUCAAGGGUGCUCUGAACAUAUUUUUUAAAAGAACUAUGUUUGUGAAUUUUACGUAUACUGGCAAGCUUUUGAAAAUGUAUUUAAUUUUGUAAUGUUUACCAAUGAUUUAUUUACAAGCUAUCUACUCAAAUA